AUGCCGUCCAUCCUCAACGAGGAGGACAAGGAAACCGUGAAGCGGUUCGUCCCCAAGCAGUCCAACAAGAUCCAGGCCGUCGCCGUCGCCAAGCUCUACGUCGCCUACCCAGACCCGACGCGAUGGACGUACACGGGCCUGCAGGGGGCGCUUGUCCUGUCCAAUGACUUGGUGGGCAAUACGUACUGGCUCAAGAUGGUGGACAUUUCGGCAAGCACCCGCGGCGUCAUCUGGGACCAGGAGCUCUUUGACAGCUGGAGCUACAACCAGGACCGCACCUUUUUCCACACCUUUGAGCUCGAGGACUGCCUCGCCGGCCUCAGCUUCGUCGACGAGAAAGAGGCCAAGCAGUUCAAGAAGAAGAUGGACGACCGCGAAAAGAACGCGAGCCGCGCCACAAAGUCGACCCCGUUUGGCGGAGCCGGCGCCAACGGCGGACAGCCCAAGGAAAAGCACGGCCUGCUCGGCGGGCUCUUCCACCGCCACUCGUCCGCCCCGACCCCCGAGCCCGCCGUCAGCCCCCGCACGAGCAGCCUCCCGCCGCCCCCGCCCGGCCCGCAGCACUCGUCCUCGACGCUGUCCAACGGCGGCGGCUUCGGGUUGCUGCCCACCGCGUCCGAGUUUGCACUGCUCGACGCCUUUGAUCCUCUCUGGCGCGAGCACUUUGGCAAGGACCUCUCCGACAAGGGUCUGACCGACGACUUUAUCAAGGAGAACCAGGAAUUCAUCGUCGACUUCUUGCGCGAGGAGCAAGAAAAGAUGAAUGGCGAGGGCGAUGCGUCGCCUGCUGCGGCACCACCACCACCGCCGCCCGCGCCGCGCACCAACGGCAGCGCCGCAGGUCGUGCGCCUCCCCCUCCUCCCCCUCCACCCGCCGCCAACGGCGGCCCGGCCAAGAGAAACGGGCCGCCUCCGCCGCCGGCACCACGACGAUCGAUCAAGGCCGACACGUCCACAUCCGAAGCGCAAUUGCCGUCUCCGCCGGCGUCCCCCCCCGAGCCUGAACGACCCCGGUUCCGCGCGCCGCCGCCGCUGGCCGAUGCCGGCAAGUUUGCCAACCUCCCCGAGCCCGUGAAGCGACGACCGGUACCUUCGACACCCGCGGCACCCUCCCACUCGCCUGGCGCGGGACCUCCGCCUCCCCCACGACCUGCAAAGACGCCAUUGGAGAUCGAGGCACCGCAACGAGCGCAUGCCGUCCCCCCUGCCUUUGCCGGGCAGCGUCUGCCAUCGGGACCACCAGCACCUGCGUUGCCCACCCGCGGCGGUCCUCCUCCUCCACCACCCCGGAACGAAUCGCACGCAGCGCCGGCGCCUCCUCCUCUACCACCGAAAGUCGCCCCCGCCGGCGCACCGCCGCCUCUCCCUCCCUCCAGCUCCCGACCGAUUCCACCCCCACCAGCCGCCGUUGUGCCACUGCCACCGCCAGCAGCCGUUGUCCCCCCUCCUCCGCCCCCUCCUCCCCCUUCUUCGGCCGCUCUGCCUCCUCCUCCGCCUCCUCCACCGCCAGGUGCUGCCGCCGCACCGCCCCCUCCUCCCCCAUUGCCUCCGACCGGCGGUGCUCCCCCUCCCCCUCCUCCUCCUCCCAUGCCAUCCCGCGACAGUGGCCCGCCGGCGCCGGCGCUGCCCAAGGCCGAGGGCAGCCGAGCAGCCAUGCUGGGCGAUAUCCAAAAGACGGGCGGUAUUGGGGGGCUGAAAAAGGUGGACCGAUCCGAGAUUCGCGACCGAAGCGCUGUGCAGGUGGGCGGCGGCGACUCGGGUGGUGGUGGUGCCGGCAGCGCGGCGGCCGCUGGUGCGGGUGCUGGUGCAGGCGGCGGCAUGGCCGAUGCUCUGGCGGCGGCGCUGCAGAAGCGCAAAGACAAGGUGGCCAAGAGUGAUGAUGAAGACGACGACGAUGAGUGGUAG
This is a messenger RNA of Cordyceps militaris CM01, 1905 nucleotides long. Its product is annotated as WASP-like pretein las17p. The transcript has 3 exons. The coding region runs from base 1 to 1905 and encodes 634 amino acids. Lineage: Eukaryota; Fungi; Ascomycota; Sordariomycetes; Hypocreales; Cordycipitaceae. Gene Ontology annotation, molecular function: actin binding. The record is from RefSeq and is a predicted model, not a curated record.